This is a messenger RNA of Trichomonas vaginalis G3, 582 nucleotides long. RefSeq lists its product as uncharacterized. Bases 1 to 582 code for a protein of 193 amino acids. The transcript has a single exon. The record is from RefSeq and is a predicted model, not a curated record. Lineage: Eukaryota; Parabasalia; Trichomonadida; Trichomonadidae.
AUGUUGUUCCUUUCUCAUAACUCUACAUCAAUCAAGAAAUUCUUGAAAGGAGUUAAUGAACUUGAUAUUUCAAGAUUAGUUGUUUUAAUUCAAGAUUUAAUCAACAGAAUCAAUGAGGGACAAGCAAAAGUUACUAAUCUAGGCGAUAUUUGUCUCCCUUCUAGUAUUAACAAAUCAGAAAUUAAUGCUUUAAUGGCAAAUGCAGCAACAAAAUUGAUGGACGAAUUACAAAAUCCUUCAACUGAAAAAUCUCUCAAUGAAGAAAUUGAGAAAUUACGUCAUUUUUCAAGUCAUUUAAUGGAAUGCGACAAUACAAAUUGCAAGGAGCAAUUGACAUCAUUGCUGUCUAUUGCACCCCAAGUUGUUGCUCAUCUUUCUGCAUUGGAUAAUAGAUCAUCAUUGAAUCCGUCAAAGAUCAUGGAACUUUGUCAAUUAAUUUCAAAUGCAACAACAGAUAAAAGCAAAAGCAAAGAGUUUAAAGAAGGAACAAUGAAUUUAUAUGAACUUAUAAAUUCUAUUUGUCAAACAUUGCAAGCAUUUGAUGAUCAAGACCCAUAUAAAUCUGCAUCAAAAUUGUAUUAA